Leptosia nina is the source of this 2709-nucleotide messenger RNA. NCBI's taxonomy places the organism in Eukaryota, Metazoa, Arthropoda, Insecta, Lepidoptera, Pieridae. The record is from the annotation of a GenBank genome assembly.
AUGCCAGUUCGGAAGCAAGAGGCCCAUCGAGCAUUGGAAUUGCUUGAGGACUACCACAGCAAACUAAUAAAACCUCAAGACCGACAACUGCGCCUCGCUAUAGAAAGAGUCAUCAGGAUAUUCAAAUCGCGCCUUUUUCAGGCGCUUCUUGAUAUUCAAGAGUUCUACGAGCUCACACUUCUCGAUGACAACAAAUCGAUCCAACAGAAGACAGCAGAAACAAUACGAAUCGCAAAUAAGUGGGAAACGGAUGGCGUUCGACGCGAAAUUCCGAACGAGGAGAGCGAGUACAGAUCAGUCUCAAAUGCCUUUCUUCAAGACAAUAGGCAACCUGAUCGAUAUGCUGAUACACCCGACUCUGGGAAGCAAAUCGGUCCUGCGCCAACUACAAUUAUAUCGCCGAGUGCAGACGCGGAUGAGAAGAAGUGCAAAAAUACAAUUCCUGACGGUUAUGCACACUUGGUUAACAAAAUGACUGAAAGACGGAAGAAAAAAACCCAUAAUGGAUUCCUUCGAAAGGUGUCAUCCUUAUUUAAUCUCGAUACGGCUCAUGUUUCCACACCGGAAAUGAAGCAGUUACAGAUAAACGGUAUCGAGGGUGGUGCUGUGAUGGGCGAUGAUGGUUACCAGUACAUGACUGUAGUGCUGUCCCGGGCGGGUGGUGCAGGACUGGGAUUCAGCAUUGCCGGUGGUUCUGAUAACCCACAUGUUGCUGACAACCCUCAUAUCUACGUCACUAAACUCAUUCCCGGUGGAGCCGCUGCCGCUAGCCAGCUACAAAUUAAUGACGCCAUAUUACAGGUUAACGACACAAAUGUGGAGAACGUGACGCAUGCUGAAGCAGUAGAUGCGUUAAAAAAAGCCGGCAACACAGUACGAUUGAAAGUAAAACGUCGAUCCGUAGAAGAUCACCUCAGCGUGUCACAAAUAUCGAAUAAGGAAGAAGCUAUUGAAAUAGAACUUGUAAAAGGUGGUUCCGGGUUAGGGUUUAGUAUAGCAGGUGGGCUUGGAAACCAGCACAUCCCAGGUGACAAUGGAAUCUACGUCACAAAGAUAAUGGCUGGCGGUGCCGCUCAUCGCGAUGGACGUCUGAGGGUUGGGGAUAAAUUGUUAAUGGUUAAAAAUACUUCGAAAGGUGACGUGAAUCUGGACAAUGUUACACACGAGGAUGCAGUGGCCGCUUUGAAGGCAUCAGGGGAACGGGUGCUAUUGGUUCUUAUUCCUGGACCGAGGCACGGGCAACCUUCGCCCCGGACGUCGCGGGCAAACACGCCAUGUCCGACAUCGAGCACCACUAACUCGCUGCGGCGCGAAGACGUAACAGACAGCGCUGAGGAACCACGCGUCGUUGAACUGGAGAAGGGGACCCAGGGCCUCGGCUUCAACAUAGUGGGGGGUGAAGACGGCCACGGCAUCUACGUCUCGUUCCUACUAGCGGGGGGCCCCGCGGAGCGUUCCGGACAAUUGCGUCGCGGCGACCGAUUGCUAGCCGUCAACGACACUGAUAUUACGCAUGCAACGCACGAACUGGCCGCAAAGGCGUUGAAGAGUACGGGCCAAAAUGUAAAAUUAACAGUUGUGUACAGGCCGCAGGAAUACAACAAAUUCGAAGCUCGUAUCAAUGAGUUGAAGCAACACAAUACGUUACUUAGAACCUCGCAGAAACGAUCGCUGUAUGUCAGAGCGCUCUUCGACUAUGACCCGAUUCGGGACGAUGGGCUCCCAUCGCGAGGUCUGCCCUUCAGAUAUGGAGACAUUCUGCACGUCACCAAUGCGUCUGAUGACGAGUGGUGGCAGGCCAGGCGAUUAGACAGCACAGACCCAGAUGCGAUUGGUAUAAUCCCGUCAAAGAGGCGCUGGGAGAGGAAGCAGCGAGCACGCGAUCGACAGGUCAAGUUCCAAGGGCAAGGCACGCCGGUCAGCACGAGCCAAUCGACACUGGAGAGGAAAAAGAAAACGUUUUCGUUCAGCAAACGAUUCCCCUUCAUGAAGAGCCGAGAAGACGGAAAGUCUGAAGAUGGCUCGGACCAAGAGCCUUUCAUGCUUUGUUACACUCAAGAGGACGCUAACGCGGACGGUCAAGACGAAAAUGUGUUAUCCUACGAGACGGUACAGCAAAUGACGAUAAACUACACGAGGCCAGUGAUUAUUCUAGGACCGCUUAAGGACAGGAUCAACGAUGACCUUAUAUCGGAGUUCCCUGAUAAAUUUGGAAGCUGCGUCCCUCAUACGACGCGAGCGCGGCGUGAUUACGAAGUGGAUGGACGCGAUUAUCAUUUCGUGGCGAGCCGAGAACAGAUGGAGCGGGACAUACAAAAUCAUUUGUUCAUCGAGGCGGGACAGUACAAUGAGAACCUGUAUGGAACGUCAGUCGCCUCAGUCAGAGAAGUUGCCGAAAAGGGCAAGCAUUGCAUUUUAGACGUAAGCGGGAACGCCAUAAAAAGGUUACAAGUCGCGCAACUGUUCCCCAUUGCCAUAUUUAUCAAACCAAAGAGUGUAGAAUCUAUUAUGGAAAUGACAAAACGAAUGACCGAAGAACAAGCGAAGAAAACUUACGAACGCGCUUUGAAGAUGGAACAAGAGUUCGCUGAAUAUUUCACAGCCGUAGUAACAGGAGACACGCCCGAAGAAAUAUACGCAAAGGUAAAAGCUGUGAUUGCGGCUGAGAGCGGCCCCUCGGUGUGGGUGCCUCGACGCGAUCCUCUCUAA